AAACAACAAUGUGCAGGUUACAUGGCCUCCAGCCAGGCCCCAACACAUGCAUUUGUACGUUCUAUUCCGCAGCAAUUUGGGGCCAGCUCACCUUUGCUUGACGCACAAGGUUGGGCACAGUGUCCAUGGCGCAGACAAAGACAUGGCAGCGUGUGGGCCUUUUGCUGGGCAUUCUAACUUCGCUAUUGUUCUUCACUGGCCUAGCGGCUUGCCGGCAACGGCUCGCCUAAUUCUUUCUACAUGCUUCAGCUGCAGCAGGUGCGUCCACAUGUUGACGGGCAUGUUUUUGGGGAGCGUCCCUGGCGCAACCUCUAUGCCGUGCACCAUCACGCAGAAGAACCUCACCACCGAGACCUGCUGUGACUAUGAGGUGCCUUGCGUGGAACAGCCUUGCCCUCACAAACUCUGCUAUCCAAGCCUCGGCUUCGAAGAGGAUGGUCCCUGCAGCUGCCCUGCAACCUCCACAUGGGUGCCCUGCUAUAUUUGCGACCUCCGAACCUCCUUCGAGCAGAACAUCACCGUUUCAGAUCGAACAUUCCACGCCGGCUGGGUGGUUGAGGUUGCGAGACACAUGGCGACGGCCAAGGACAUAUGUGACAACGCGCCCGGUGUCACGGGCACAGGCAUCACAUGCUACAGCGAAGGGGCGCGUGAGUGGGAGUCCAACCUCAGGGUGCGCUUUAGUCCUUUGAGUGCCAUGGGUAUCGCGGGUGCGGCUCUCUUGGGCGUGGGUUUCCUUUGCACGUCCUUGUGCUGCUUGCCAUUUUGGUGGACGCGUUGCAAGUCAGAGACUGUGCAACGCGCGCCUCUGCCGUAGCUGACCACUGUCUACCUGUGUUUGUGUUCAGCGCGCAGGUGGCACAGCUGUGAUUUGGUUGGUGCGCUGCCGGGAAGUGUUCCAUGCGCGCAGGAAGAUUGCGUGAAGCUUGAAAUUGCUUCGCGAAUUUUAAAGAAAAGCCCCUGGCUCAGUGGAAACA
Messenger RNA from Effrenium voratum, 977 nucleotides. The record is from the annotation of a GenBank genome assembly. NCBI's taxonomy places the organism in Eukaryota, Dinophyceae, Suessiales, Symbiodiniaceae.